Messenger RNA from Venturia canescens, 6092 nucleotides. It is a transcript of the gene usp, whose product is annotated as ultraspiracle. The record is from RefSeq and is a predicted model, not a curated record. Gene Ontology annotation, cellular component: nucleus; activator ecdysone receptor complex. NCBI's taxonomy places the organism in Eukaryota, Metazoa, Arthropoda, Insecta, Hymenoptera, Ichneumonidae. The transcript is spliced from 5 exons. Bases 1013 to 2302 code for a protein of 429 amino acids. Gene Ontology annotation, molecular function: nuclear receptor activity; RNA polymerase II cis-regulatory region sequence-specific DNA binding; zinc ion binding. Gene Ontology annotation, biological process: cell differentiation; regulation of transcription by RNA polymerase II; cellular response to ecdysone.
UAGAGAAAUUGAAAAAACGCUUCAGUCGAGAUUUUUUUUGCCUCGAGACGAUAAGAGAGAAGUAAAACCGUACGGCUGAUGUAUUUAUCCCGUUAGCAAAUAUAUUGAGAAGGCACAACGCGGCAUUGAGAUUGAUGAUCGACUUUGAGAGAAUAAUGCGAACCGGGGCAGCGAAAAGGGGGAUCGUCAGGUUCGAAAAAUUUUAUUUGGAAUUCUUCUUUUCGUCUCGUGAUGUUUUUUUAUUCGCAUUUAUUUUCCUCUUCGUUCACGGAGGACGCGACAAACGAAAUUCGCCUCGGGAUGAGGCGGGGGUCGGGCUGAUAGAAAAUUGGUCACGGAGGGGAGGAAAUAAAAUCGUGGAUCGUCGCGAGGCGAUAAGAAAAAUAAGAAAAUGUGUAUACAUCGAUACCGUUUCUUUUAUGCUGCGGGGCAUUCGCGAAGAUAGAAACUGCGAGUCGUGCCAGACCGGGGAUCGUAUUUUCGUGUCUCUCGCGCCAAUUUUUUCGCUUCACUUUUACGUUGACUGGUGGGAAAAAAAUGUCAAUACGUGUGAAGUGAAUUUCGAAUUCAUUUCAAUCGUGUCGAGUCUUUUAGGAUCGUCACACAAGGGAGAGCCAUUUCUUCGAGUUUUUCUGUCCACACCUGGAACUUGCACGUUUUCAUAGUAUUUUAGCUUACAAAUCUUUGGGAUUCUGACUGCUGAACUUCGCGAUCAUUUGGGUACAAAAGGGCGGAAAUCGAAGUUGACCUCAUUAACGAAUUUUGUCUCAGCUCCAACGAUACCAAAAUCCAGCCAAAUAUCAAUCCCCACGAUAAUUCUAAGCUCGCGAGAUCCGCGCGUGUGAGCGAGUGAAAUAUUUAUUGGAAAAAAUAGAAGCUCGUCGACAUCGGGACGAUCGACUUUUGGAUUCGAAGUGGUACGUCGAACGGUGACGCGGUGAAAAAUCUAUGUUCGUCAAACACUUUUCAAGCGGUUGAAAUAAACGAACAGAGAGGCAAAUAAUCAUCCAAGAUGAUGAAGAAGGAGAAACCAAUGAUGUCAGUGACGGCGAUUAUCCAGGGAGCUCAGGCCCAACACUGGGCUCGAGGUAAUACUUGGCUGAGCUUGGACAGCAGUAAUAUGUCGAUGUCCUCAGUAGGACCGCAGAGUCCCCUGGACAUGAAACCCGAUACUGCGAGUCUCAUAAAUCCUGGCAACUUCAGUCCUUCGGGACCAAACAGUCCGGGAUCUUUCACCGUCGGUUGUCACAGUAGCCUGUUGAGCACAUCGCCCAGUGGUCAAAGCAAAACAGGCUCCGGCUCACCAUACCCACCGAACCAUCCCUUAUCGGGCAGCAAACAUUUGUGCUCCAUUUGCGGUGACCGAGCCAGUGGAAAACAUUACGGAGUCUACAGUUGCGAGGGUUGCAAAGGCUUUUUCAAACGUACGGUACGCAAAGAUCUUUCGUACGCGUGCAGGGAAGAAAAGUCUUGCAUAAUCGACAAACGACAGAGGAAUCGUUGCCAGUAUUGUAGAUAUCAAAAAUGCCUGGCCAUGGGAAUGAAGAGGGAAGCCGUGCAAGAAGAACGCCAGCGAACCAAGGAGAGAGAUCAGAGCGAGGUCGAAAGUACCAGCAGUUUACACGCCGAUAUGCCAGUCGAAAGAAUAUUGGAAGCUGAAAAAAGGGUCGAGUGCAAACUCGAACAUCUAGGAAAUUACGAGAAUGCGGUGACGAAUAUCUGCAGUGCAACGAACAAGCAAUUGUUCACAUUGGUUGAAUGGGCGAAGCACAUACCCCAUUUCACGUCGUUACCAUUGGAAGAUCAAGCGAUGCUGCUGCGAGCUGGCUGGAACGAAUUAUUGAUAGCGGCAUUUUCGCAUCGUUCGGUCGAGUGUAUCGACGGUAUAGUAUUGCCGACGGGUAUAACAGUGCACAGAGCAUCGGCACAACAGGCCGGAGUUGGUGCGAUAUUCGAUCGUGUGCUCUCCGAAUUGGUGGCAAAAAUGCGAGACAUGGAAAUGGACAAAACGGAACUGGGUUGUCUCCGCUCGAUAAUAUUAUUUAAUCCGGAAGUACGAGGUCUCAAAUCGGCCCAGGAAGUCGAAUUAUUGCGAGAAAAAGUUUAUGCCGCCCUUGAAGAAUAUACGAGGAUCGCGAGACCCGACGAACCAGGAAGAUUUGCCAAAUUACUUCUUCGUUUACCCUCCUUGCGUUCGAUCGGUCUCAAGUGUCUCGAACAUCUAUUUUUCUUCAGGCUCAUUGGCGAUGUACCCAUCGAUUCCUUUCUCAUGGAAGUUCUCGAAUCACCCUCCGAUCCCUAGGAACAACGUGUGGUGUGCCGCGUUAUCGAGCACACCGCAGACAUGUAAAAAUAACGCCAGCCACAACGCACCUCUGCUCUGCUACACCCUCUGCCUCAGGUCGUGACACGAACCUCCAGAAUUCAAUAUCGACGCAGCAACGAUAUCGUUAUUUUUUAAUAUUCGUGUACAGGAUGUCCAGGUGUGAAUAAACAAUAGUAAGAAUAUCGAUGGACCGAUUAUUCACGAGUCGGAAAGUCAAAUAACCGUUUUUGGAUUCUGAUGAGUUCGUUAGUAUUAAAAUGUACGAAGCUUACAUUUAUAUGGUACAGACUGUUCAAGUACUUUAAGUUAAAAGCGAUUAAUUUAAGUCUUGGAGAAAAAUCGCGACGAAACUUUCGAACUUUUAAUUAACGAAACACCCUCAAGAAAGUGAAUCCUCGAAUGCGCAGUAUCGUUUAUUUUAAUAAACGUUUUUUUAAUAAAUAAUUCGUUCGAUCAAAACAGCCUGAAAUUUGUUAAUUAAGGCCAAGAUAUUUAGAGAACGAGUAAGAAUUUGGGGGGAAAAGACAUUUUUACGAUUUUGAGGUUUCCUCGAGACAACAGAUCGAAUUUUGGUCGGAGAGAAAUUACCGGCUGAACGUGUUUCUCAUCACUUCGAUAACGAAGACGCAAAAGCCGGUUCAUUUGUAUUUUUUUAAUAAAACUUUCUGUAUUUGUUACUAUAUUCCUCUUUUUAUUUAUUAUUGGAAGAGUCGAAAUAAAUCUUCGAAAAAGAAAUUGUCAGACGAUCAUUUUGAUAUUAUAGUCCGUAUAAGUUGGUCUGUUCCCGAUUUAAAAUUGAUUUUGUUAAAAAAUUUUUCGAUUUAUCGAAGCUUUAAAAUUAACUGGACAUUAUCGAUUAUUGACCUUGGGACAUCCUGUACAAUCAUAUCUAGUGCGCCAAACGACGGGUUAAUAUUUACUUAUUUUGUAUUUCGCUAUUGUGUCUCUUUGCGAUUUGACGAUGUAUAUUUUCGUACAGGCAAACAAUGCACUCUCACAUACACACGCGUACGAGCAAAUGUGUAUUUAUCGUUGGUAAACGUCGGACAACACCCAGGGGCAUUUUCUCAGACCAUGAGGCCCGGGGAAUUCUCGUACUUGGCGACGAUUCGUAUUGAGAGCAUACGCGACGCGAUCGCCUCCGAACAAACUACGAUGGCAGGUCCCCCAUUUAACGAAUGUUGUAUAUUCGUCAUUUCGUUGCAGUAUAUGUGAGCAUUACAUGAGGUUGCCAAUGCCAACUGAGCCAGUCUAACGCUCUUUUCUGUUAUUUUUAAUUAUUAACGUCGUCGAUUCGUCUGUUUUGAUUAUGAAGAAAAGUUUUUCAAUCGAAUGAAAAAUAGCUGUUCAAUCAAUGUUACAGAAAUUUUAUCAAUAACUUUAGCUUCGUGAUUAUUUUUAUUUUUCAAAUAACUUUUAUGCCUGGCAUAUGACAGAAUAUUUAUUUCGACAUUUCAUCGCAAAAAGUUGCGAUGCUUUUAGAGUUUUGAUGUCGUAUCAGUUGGUUUGACAAACGAAAUGUGUAAAUGUUUGUGUAUAUAUAAAUGAAUGAAUGACAACAGAACCCACAACGAAAUUCUUCGGCCACGUAAUUGAGCUGAUCACAUGUACAGAUGAACGUUUUGAUCGGACUGAGUCACAAAAUGAUUACGUUUGUCUAAAAACGCUCUCAAGUUCCUAUUAAUAAUUGCGCUUUGAAGUUUUUCUUACAUUUCCUUUCUUUGUUCUCUGUCUAAUGAGUAAACGGUUCGAACAAUCGUGCACACAUUAUAAAUAUUUUAUUGUUUAAAUAAUCAGCAGUUUGUCCGCUAGUUCGGCAAAUAAUGUCUUACACAUUCCAACUCGAAGUGAGUCUCUCGAUACGGAUCGUUGUCCAUUCGAGAUUGUACGUAGCACGAUGCGUAUAAAAUUAUAUAAAUAUAUGAAUGUAGAAAAAAUACAUACAAAUAUUUAUAUAAAUAAACAUACACGCGCCGUAUUCAACGUGUAUAUUUUCGUAAUUUAUUAUUUUGUACAUUCAUCGAACACAUUUGUAUUUUUUUUGUCAAUAUUACUGCGUAUUCUCUUUUGUCACACAUCCACCUUUUAUCGAAUGGCGAAUAAAUGAAGAAACAGCAACGACGUUCAACGAUGAAGAAGUUACUGGAGUUCGGUCAUGUACAAAAAUGUGGUGAAUUUUUGUAAAACUGCAUGUACAAAUAUCUGUCGGCUGAUUAUGUUAAUAAUUGUUUGUUGAAAAUAGAUUUUUUUUAAAUCGUCAAAUAACAUGUCAGUUGCUUCGUCAACUUAACGUGAAGUUGUUUUAUUUUGUCUGAUGAGUAUGUUUUUUUAGAUCUGAAACAAAUUUUCGUGGUGUCUUUCUCCCCAAUCUCUCAUCCAUUGUAGUACGAUCAAUCGAUCGAUUCACGGUUGAUAUUUCGAUGUUUUUUUUUUUUUUUAGUACCACAGAAUUUUUAUUUGCAUCACUGGCCGAUACGACCUCAAUGGGUAUCGGUGAAACUAUUCGUUCGCAAUCGAAAAUUACAGUAAAUUCAAAAAGACAAAACAAUAAACCAAGAUUUUAGGAGCAUAAUUGCUAUACUGCAAUAUAAGCGAUGACACGUAAUUGAUAAUAGAUUCUUAAUCUCAAUGUCGAUCGUCUGAAAAUAAAAGUUUCUCAAAUAAUUGAUUGCAGCUGAAGGAUCUACGAAGCACAAAUAAAGAAAGCAAAGAGAAAAGAGGAAACCAAUGCAGGUCACGAAAUUCCGUGUCUCAUUCGAUGGGCUAAGUUUGUACAAAAACUAUAUUAAAAAACUCGUAUAUUGGCACUGAAUUUGGUUGUGGGUAAUCGAAAUAAGAGUCAAGUAUUACCUAGUUUUUAAUCAUGUAAACUUAAGAUGCAGCGUGUGCAUAUGAAUAUGAAGAGAAAAUGCGAAGAAUAUUUGAAGACUAUUACUAAAUCCAACCCCAACAAAUUAACUGGUCGUUCAAUUGAUCAAUUUCGAAUUGAGGCUAGAAUAGAAAAACCCUCGUUGCUCCUUUCAGCUUCGAUCAUAAUAUCUCUGUCGAUUAAUUCAACUGCUCGUAACCCGAACGAUCAUACUUACACUACGAUAAUAUUAUUACAUAUAAUUAUGAAUAAUAUCAUUACCGAACAUAUUUCUAUUUUUGCGUGAAUGCAUACGGUUGUUAGUUGUUGGUUAUUGUUAUCUAUUUGACGAGUAUUUUAAAUGUUAACAUCUGUCGUAAAUGAAAAUUAAAGAAAAUAUAAGAAAAACAAUAGUAAACGAAACAGCAUAAUGCAGGAUCUACUCGAUUUAUUUUUUUCAAUUCACUAACCGAAAUCCGAGUCCGAGUUUCGUUUCAACAGUUUAAGACGCACGUCGAAUUUUUUGAAGAACUCAAUUCGUAACUUCAUUACCUCCAAGUGGCAAUUGCAGUGUCGAGGUCCUUCGACUUAUUGUUCAAUAUACAAAAGAAAAAAACCGAGGAAUCAUUAUAAGAGAAUGCAAAUGAGUGAUGCGGGCGCGAAUGCUAUACCUGUGAAUGAAGUUUCAUAUGACCAUAUAUAUAUAUAUAUAUAUAUUGUUUUAAUAAAGAUAUCUAUACAUAUAUUGUAAGAUACGAUUAUAAUAGCGCAAUAAAUUGUCGCGAUAAUCAAUAGGACAAUUAUUAGUUGAGAAAAUAAUUGCUUUGUAAAUAUUUUUAGAAAAUUCAAUAAUGCUCGAGACACUAAACUUUACGCUCAAAAAAUGAUAUUAAAGAUUAUUAAUGUUGAUGCAAUGAA